AUGAUUAAGGUUAUUCAAACUUAUAUGAUAGGGAGGAUCAUUUAUGUUUUAUCUCUAUUAUUAACUAAUCUCAUCUUAGCGUCAUCUUCUAAUGUUACAAAGUCUUAUGGUAAUAUUUCUGAGGAAAUAGAUAGUUUAAGGAGAUUUUGGGAUUUUGCUGGAAUUGACUAUACAACCUUUGAGGCUCCAACAACUGAUAAAAUAUUAGAUAAAAUAAAGAAGAUAAGUAACCAAGAAGAUAAAAUAGAUAGUUUAUAUAGUAUACAAUCACCAGACCAAUCUAGUUCAUUAAAAAUGGAAGUUUUUCUUGAUAAGGAUCAAUUAAUACAUGAGAUAUAUCCUGAACAAAAGAAAAUCAAUGACUCUAGGAUAUUAAAUAAUAAGAAUAUAAAAGAUGAUUUUUCUGAUGAUAAUAGGAAUAAUAUAGUAGGUGAAAUUAGAAAAAAGUUUACACCUAAAGACAAGAAAUUGGAAUAUUUAUCAUCAACUCCUGAUAUACCAAUAAAAGAGUUGAAGUUAAUAUCAGAUUCUGCAUUAUGGGAUAGAACUUCAGAUAAAUUUCCAUCUAUUUUGCAGCAAUGUAUAGAAGUAGAUUUAGACUAUAGUUUAAAAAAUAAAGAAAUUUUAGGAUUACUUGUGAUUGAUUCAAAAUAUCUAUGUAGAUUGGCAUAUCAAUGGGUAAGAAAAUUACCAAUUUAUUUUGAAAGAAUGAAACAUAUUAAUGAGAUAAAGAGAAAUAAUAGAAAAAGUGAUAAAACUUAUUUUUUAAGAAAAUGGUUUGAUAUAUUAAAAGAAUCAAAAGUAAUUAAAGUAUAUACUGAUAAAUUUAAAAGUAAUAUUAAGCUUAUAAGGUAUUUAGAUUCAUAUAGAGAUUCAUUAUCUAACUAUAGUGGAGAUAUAGAUAUUGGAAGUUAUAUAUAUGCUUAUAAUAUAGUCUUAUGUCAAAUAUUUUCAGAAUUAUCUUAUUAUAUUUCAUUAUUUGCAUUAUUUCCUAUGUUUAUAGAGCAUAAGAAGAUUAAAGUACUUGGUAAUCCUUUAAUAGACAAUUUAGAUAAUAUGAAUGAUAAUAUUGAAAAUUCUAAAACAUCAAUUUCAAUACGAUUAAAAGAGAAGAUUUUUAAGACAAUUUCUACAUGUGGCUCAGUUAUUGUUAAUUUAACAUCAUAUGGUAUUUCAAAUGCUCCAAAUGAUAUAGUUGCUUUAUAUAAUCAGUUAAAACAGAUUGUAGCAACACUUAUUAAUAUUUCAGAACUUGAAACUGAAGAUGAUAAAGGUGAAUUAUUGAGUAUUACUACUGAUAAAGUACCUUUUAAUGAGAAUUAUGAACAAUAUUUUGUAUCUAAUACAAUUGGAUUUAGUACUAACAAGAUUUCUGGAGUCUUUAACUCUAUUAAUAGGACAAAAGAAACUUUAUAUGGUUCUAAUUCAAGUUUUACUAAUAAAUUGGAAGAUAGUGAUAAAUAUUCACUAGAUAGAAAGAAGAUAAAUGAUAUGGUAAUUAAAAUUGAAAAUAAUGAUCCAUUAUUUAAUAUUACCUGUCCUUUAAUACAACAAAAACUUCCUAAAGGUAUUAAAGUUACAAGAUAUAGGCCAGAUGGAUUACCUAGCAUAAUUAUUUAUAAAAAUCAAGUGAUUCAUGAAAUUAGUACUAUUCAAUUUAAAGGUGACAAAUUAGAAAUGAAUUUUAAAGAUAUGGCUUCAUCAUUAACUCAGAAAGUUACUAAUUGGUUUUCAAAUAUAAUAGAUAAUGAUCAAAUAGUAAUAAAGUAUCUGCAACAUUUUAAUAAAAUAAAUAUAGAAUUUCAGAUAGGACUUAUUUGUGUUUAUACUAUAGAACAAAAUUUAGGAUCUGAAUCAUCUCUUGGAGAUAUUUAUGGGUCAUUAGUCUUAUUUGGUCGUUUACCUGAUUUUCAAACAAAAGUAAGAGACUGGUCAAUAAUAUCUCAGAUUGGUAAUUUCUCAAGUGAUACUAAAGAUGUUGCCUCAUAUAUAAAUAUUUUGAAUCCCUUCUUAUUGGAUGGAACAAAUUCCAUGUGUCCAUUACAACGACGUUUUCUAUUGCUAGAUGAAUUGAAAUAUUCUGAAAAAGUUUCUAUUAAUAAAGUCAAUUCAGUGAAUAGCAAUAAAUCUAUACUUGUAGAUUGUCUAAAUUAUGUACCUAAAGAUACCAAGGUUGCUUUUAUUCCUGCAAAUAGAGAUAAUAUAGAUUCCUAUAGAAGUUCCGCAAUAGCUACAUGCAUUGGCCCAAAUUUUACUCUUAAAUAUAAUUAA
This is a messenger RNA of Cryptosporidium muris RN66, 2271 nucleotides long. RefSeq lists its product as uncharacterized. The transcript has a single exon. The record is from RefSeq and is a predicted model, not a curated record. The coding region runs from base 1 to 2271 and encodes 756 amino acids. Lineage: Eukaryota; Apicomplexa; Conoidasida; Eucoccidiorida; Cryptosporidiidae.